Messenger RNA from Rhineura floridana, 2426 nucleotides. RefSeq names its product LIM domain only 4 (gene LMO4). The record is from RefSeq and is a predicted model, not a curated record. Bases 1171 to 1668 code for a protein of 165 amino acids. The transcript has 8 exons. Lineage: Eukaryota; Metazoa; Chordata; Lepidosauria; Squamata; Rhineuridae.
GAGGUUCCACACUUCCUGUUGUGUCUUUGAUUUUCUCUUCUAUCUCAGGCAGACACAGGAGGUCCUUCACGAAGGACCAUGAUUACUGAGUAUCUGUUUUGCAUGCAGAAGGUCCCUGACUCAGUCCCUAACAUCUCCAGAGGAUCAAAUUUUGUCCUACAAAGUACACCACAUGAGGAGCUGGUGAAGUGUUAAGUGUGUGAGGAUAGGACUGAGUCCACAGUGCUCUCUGAAAUUUCUGAGGAAAAACAGAGUAAAGAUCGGUUUUCCAGGAUGGCUGCAUUCUCUGCUUCAGGACCAAACCAUAAGUUGGAGGAGGAAAUAUGAGAAAUGGAGGUUUUAUUAUUCCGCCUGAACAAGCUGCGGGCGGAUUGGCCGAGGCGCUGUGACGCGAGGGGCCGAGCUGCGGAGUAGUUGGGAUUUUGCUCUGUCAGUAACACAUGGGGAAGAGCAACGCAGAGAGGCACCGAGGGCGCCAGCGAGAGGGGCCUCCUUUGCGCGUCCUGCUACCAUCGCCACUGCUGCUAGUAGUAGCAGCGCCGCCGCCUAAGGAAGCCUCGGCGAGUCGUAGGCGAGGAAGCCGCCGCUGUUGUAGCCGAGCUCCGGCUGCUUUUCUUUCCGUCUCAGGACUUUUCCCCCAGGACUGUGGCUGUUUUGUAGUGAGAGCCUUUGGAAGCCGUCCGAGCUCACAAGGGUAAAGGAAGAGGAGGUGGCGGCAGCAGCAGAAAAGGGGUGGGGAGAGAGCUCUAAAGUGCGGCCACAUCUGCCAAAACUUAACCCAGCUAUUGCAGCAACUAGAGCGGCGGCGCCCGUGCUCGCUUUUGCAGCCUAGUAGCAGAGACUGAACUCUGCAGCUCUCCUCAAGGGGAAACAGCAACAGCAGAAGGAAGACGAAGAAGGGGAAGAAACAAGGGAGGGAGGACGGACGGACUGGAACAGGCAUUUCCCGGACAUUCCCCCCCUCCCUCUCUCCUUCUAGCCCGGGCGCUUGUAAUAUCCUGACUCGGAGGGUUCUGCCGUAGCAGCGCGUUGGGUUGGUCCUCCCCCACCUCCUUUUCCUCUUCUGAAAUAUCUCCCUGGCAAACAAGCCUGCCGUUUUCCCACGAGAGCUCUCCAAACGCCACAACCACGUUAUCCACGGCCUCUUGCACCAUAGAGGGGAAACAGACCAUGGUGAACCCAGGCAGCAGCUCACAGCCUCCCCCGGUCACCAGUGGCUCCCUCUCAUGGAAAAGAUGUGCAGGCUGCGGGGGGAAGAUUGCCGAUCGCUUCUUGCUCUAUGCCAUGGAUAGCUAUUGGCACAGCCGGUGCCUGAAGUGCUCCUGCUGCCAAGCCCAGCUGGGAGAAAUUGGUACGUCCUGCUACACUAAGAGCGGCAUGAUCCUGUGCAGAAACGACUACAUCAGGUUAUUUGGAAAUAGUGGUGCUUGCAGUGCUUGUGGUCAGUCAAUUCCUGCUAGUGAGCUGGUUAUGAGAGCACAAGGGAAUGUCUAUCAUCUUAAGUGUUUUACGUGCUCUACCUGCCGAAACCGCCUGGUCCCUGGAGACAGGUUUCACUACAUCAACGGCAGUUUAUUCUGCGAACAUGAUAGACCUACAGCUCUCAUCAAUGGCCAUUUGAAUUCACUUCAGAGCAAUCCACUACUGCCAGAUCAGAAGGUCUGCUAAAAGGUCAGAGUACUGCAGAAUGCGUGCCUUCAUCUCAAACUUUGUUCAUCACAGAUGGAUCCCAUGUCUCCAGUAGACAAGUCACCUUUGUAGCUAGCAUCAAUGCCAGCUCCAUGCCAUUGCACCUUCUUUACUCUUGGUUGCCCUUCCCACAUUUAUUGGUGUAUUAAAAUGACUGAAAAUGAACAUUAAGGACUCCAUGAAUCUGGGCUAAUGGGAGACUUUAGAGGAAAUGGAGAAAAAUAUCCACCGGAAGAGAACAACUUUGGGUUGGGAGGGGUGGGGAAAAUGACUAAUGAAGCUAAUUAAGAUAAGCUUUCAAGUCUGCUUUCUACCCUCAUUAACAAUUAGCAGGGCACUGGUGAGAAUUUGUACCCUGUGUUUUACCUUAACAACAUUCUCUUUGCUCUUUGUAUAUUUAAGUGUUGUAAGGAAAUGUGUUUCAAAACUCAAACAUGAGCUAAAGGAAAGAUGGGGCUCUUGUGAUAUUCUCUCACAAACACUUUUAUUGUAUCUCUGUAAAAUACAAUGUAUGUAUGCAUGUAAGUGUUUUUUGUCCUAAUGUUGCUACUUCCCAUGACACAAAAAAAAGAAAAGGAAAAGGAAAAAAAAUCAAGCUCGUAGCAGCUACAGUGUAGAAAAUUUCACCUACUCCUAAUUUGCUGAAUGAAGAAGGAAAAAACUUUUAUUUGUGAUACUUUCAGAGACAUUUGCUCUAGUAUGGUGUAUUUAAAUAAUAAAAACUUAAAAUGAACAUA